Cololabis saira (Pacific saury) is the source of this 1023-nucleotide messenger RNA. RefSeq names its product iron-sulfur cluster assembly scaffold protein IscU-like. Gene Ontology annotation, biological process: intracellular iron ion homeostasis; iron-sulfur cluster assembly. Gene Ontology annotation, cellular component: mitochondrial matrix; cytoplasm. Lineage: Eukaryota; Metazoa; Chordata; Actinopteri; Beloniformes; Belonidae. The transcript has 5 exons. Gene Ontology annotation, molecular function: ferrous iron binding; 2 iron, 2 sulfur cluster binding. The coding region runs from base 57 to 554 and encodes 165 amino acids. The record is from RefSeq and is a predicted model, not a curated record.
UGCUUCAGUCUCGGAGCGGUUUGUAGGGUUUGUAACUGCGCCACCAUCCAGUCGACAUGGCCGGAGCUGUUGUGAAGAAGACCUUCAGUCCCCUGGGCUUCCUCAGCAGGAGGAUCUCAGCCCCGGAGUUCAUCCGCCAGUGUUGCUACCACCAGAAGGUGGUGGAUCAUUAUGAGAAUCCAAGAAAUGUGGGUUCAAUGGACAAAAAUGCCAAAAAUGUUGGAACUGGCUUGGUGGGUGCUCCAGCUUGUGGAGAUGUAAUGAAGCUUCAGAUUGAGGUUGAUAAGCAGGGGAAGAUUGUGGAUGCGAAGUUCAAAACCUUUGGCUGUGGCUCUGCCAUCGCCUCCAGCUCUCUGGCCACCGAGUGGGUGAAAGGCAAAUCGGUUGAUGAAGCUUUGAUGAUAAAAAACACGGACAUUGCUAAGGAGCUCAGUCUUCCACCUGUUAAACUCCACUGCUCCAUGCUCGCGGAGGAUGCCAUCAAGGCAGCCCUCGCCGACUAUCGUGUCAAGCAGCAUGAUGACCAGCAGGAGGCGGUGAGGGCCAGCAACUAAACACAGAGCUCUCCCUUUGAGCUGGAUGCCUGCUUCCUGUUGUGAAGAACAGAAGUAGGGGAUUCAAGCAUCACUGUUUCACUUUCUAGCAGUUAUAAUCACAAGUACACAAUGCUCAGUACCUUGUUGCAGUCGCACCCCAGGCAUCCUUUAUUAGUCUGUGGUACUCCAACCCUUAUCUACUGUGUCUCUUAGCCUGUCAGAUAAACGCACAAUGUUAAGCACUGUCUGAGCUUGUUGGUUCAAAGAUGAUGAGCCUUUGUUUGAUGAAAUAUUUUGAUUAUUUUGGAGGCGUAUUUACUUUGAAAAGUCCGAUGGAGGUCAAGUCUGCACCUUAAAAGCACUGACGGAUUGAAAUGCAGUCAAGUGGUUUGUAACAAAAAAGAGGAAGGGUCCAAUAGUUUUAAGUGUAAGUUAUAUAAUUUACAAAUGCUUCUUUGGAAAUCUACAAUAAAAGUAUCCUGAAUUA